CUUUUGUACUUCAUGUUUGAACUUUCAAUGGAGAGUUUGUCAUCUAAAUAUUUGAUGUGGGUUUUUAUAUUACUCUUGGUUCAAAUAUGUGAAUGCAAAGGUUGCAUCGAAGAAGAGAAGAUGGGUUUGCUUGAAUUCAAGGCUUUUCUUAAAUUGAAUGAUGAGCAUGCAGAUUUUCUCCUCCCUUCAUGGUUAGAUAACAACACUAGUGAAUGUUGUAAUUGGGAGCGGGUUAUUUGCAAUCCCACCACAGGUCAAGUUAAGAAGCUUUUCCUCAAUGAUAUAAGGCAACAACAAAAUUUUUUGGAAGACAAUUGGUACUAUUAUGAAAAUGCCAAAUUCUGGUUACUAAAUGUCUCCCUAUUCCUUCCUUUUGAAGAACUUCACCAUCUAAACUUGUCUGCAAACUCAUUUGAUGGGUUUAUUGAGAAUGAAGGAUUUAAAAGGUUAUCAAGUUUAAAGAAAUUGGAGAUCUUGGACAUAAGUGGUAAUGAGUUUGACAAAAGUGCCUUAAAAUCUUUGGGCACAAUAACAUCACUCAAGACAUUGGCUAUUUGCAGCAUGGGAUUGAAUGGAUCUUUUUCCAUUCGAGAAUUAGCUAGUUUAAGAAAUUUGGAAGUGUUGGAUCUAAGCUAUAAUGAUUUGGAAAGCUUUCAACUAUUGCAAGAUUCACAAGGCUUGUCCAUAUUCAAAAAGCUCGAGACCUUGAACCUCAAUCACAACAAGUUCAAAAACACUAGCCUACAACAAUUGAAUAUAUUUACAUCCCUUAAAAAUCUUUCUCUAGGAUGGAACUAUGAUGGAGGAUUUUUUCCGAUCCAAGAAUUAUGCACUCUAGAAAACUUGGUGAUGUUGGACCUAAGUGGGAAUUUCUUUAUUGGCAUGCAAGGUUUUAAAAGUUUGUCUAAGCUGAAAAAGUUGGAAAUCUUAAACCUUGGUUAUAAUUGGUUCAACAAGACCAUUAUAAAACAGUUGAGUGGACUCACAUCCCUUAAAACACUAGUUGUAAGCAACAACUAUAUUGAGGGACUUUUUCCUUCCCAAGAAUUAUCUAUUUUUGGAAACUUGAUGACACUGGAUUUAAGUUGGAAUAGAUUCAAUGGCUCCCUAUCAAUCCAAGAUUUUGCAAGCUUAAGCAAUUUGGAGGUAUUGGAUUUGAGUGAUAAUUCAUUUAGUGGGAUCGUUCCAUCGUCUAUAAGAUUGUUGUCUUCUCUCAAGUCUUUAUCCCUGGCUAGAAAUUACCUCAAUGGUUCCUUACCAAAUCAAGAACAACUAGUUGUAAGUUUGGGGGCAUUGACAAGACGAGGAGAUGAUUGGUUACAUGCCUUAUUCUCUUUUGUAGGCUUCUGCCAAUUGAAUAAGCUUCAAGAAUUAGAUCUUUCUUACAACUUAUUCCAAGGGAUCCUUCCUCCAUGUUUGAAUAAUUUGACAUCUUUGAGGUUAUUGGAUCUUUCUUCCAACCUAUUCUCCGGAAAUCUUUCUUCCCCUCUGUUACCUAAUCUCGCAUCCCAGGAGUACAUCGAUCUCAGUUACAAUCAGUUUGAGGGUUCAUUCUCUUUCAGCUCUUUUGCUAAUCACUCCAACCUUCAAGUGGUCAAACUUGGAAGGAAUAACAACAAAUUUGAGGUAGAAACUGAAUAUCCAGUUGGUUGGGUUCCCCUGUUUCAGUUGGAAGCUCUUAUGCUAUCCAACUUAGUGGUGGUUGAUCUAUCCCAUAAUAACUUGACGAGAAGGUUCGCCAAUUGGUUGCUUGAAAACAACACAAGACUAGAAUUUCUAGCCCUGAUGAAUAACUCUUUAAUGGGUCAACUACUUCCCCUGAGACCUAAUACUCGUAUCAGUUCAUUGGAUAUCUCACACAAUCAGUUGGAUGGACAACUUCAAGAAAAUGUGGUCCAUAUGAUUCAAAAUAUUAUGUUUCUAAAUUUAUCCAACAAUGGUUUUAAAGGUAUUAUCCCAUCCUCAAUAGCUUAAAUGAGUUCCUUAGGGUCGUUGGA
Molecule: messenger RNA, 1997 nt
Organism: Vitis vinifera (wine grape)
Lineage: Eukaryota; Viridiplantae; Streptophyta; Magnoliopsida; Vitales; Vitaceae
Product: receptor like protein 21-like
Exons: 9
Coding region: 13-1974 (653 amino acids)
Molecular function (GO): protein binding
Source: RefSeq, a predicted model, not a curated record